AUGAGUGAAUCAGGAAGUUUGGUUUCAGAAGAGAUCAUUGAAGAGGAAGUGGUGAUUGUUGAAGAUGAGGAGGAAGUGCACAGUGUCGAAUAUAUAAUAGAGGAAGAAGAAGUGACGGAAGUGGAUUUCAAUGACGUUAGUCCCUCGGCGCCGCCAAGGAAUGCACAUCGUCGACAGUCUCUUGUUUCGGAAUAUGUGGAAAUGUCAGUUGGAAGUGCAUCAGAAUUGAUGUCUCUCGACGACCUGAAUGAUGUUACUCCAUCAGAAGAUAAUAAGCAGAAGACGAAAACUGCCUACCGGUAUUCUGGUUCAGAAAGUGGCGAUAGUACAGAUCAGCAGUCGUCAGACGAUGCUGAUGCUACCAAUAGUUCAGAUGGAUUUGAUCUGACACUUCCUGAAACUUCCAAUAUGGAAAAUAUGCAUAUGAGUGGACUAACGACGAUGGAUUUCACACAGUCUGGAAUGAUUAACUUCGAGUCAUCCUACAUGUUCGAACUCGUCGACACGGAUGAUGAAGAAGAAGAUGAAGUGUUAGGAAAUACGAAUGUGGAAGCAGCCCCAGGAAUGAACCUAUCCCUAAAUCCAUACAGAGUAACCAUGGAUAAAGUACGGUAUGGGCCACUGGGCAAACGACGAUCGACAGGAAUUACAAAAAGAAAAUCAACCUCCAGAGACUUGAGCCCCAUACGACAGCAGGUGACGGAUUAUCUGGAAAACGUCGUCGAGGCUCAAAGUGCCCGGAAAGGAGCAGGAGCUCCGCGAAACCGAGUUGCCCCCGCUAGGACCAUGUCAAGUUCCAGGCGGGCCAAACGACGAUCCUUGAUUACAUCACCGAUUCACGAGGACAAACCACAUGCUCCAAGAGGUGGAAGGCGAUCCAGUCUCCUGGCGAACCUUCCGCCUCCUAAUUUUUUCCAACAAGAGAAUGAUGCCAAACCAUCAGAACCAUCCGCCAUAACAUCGAAGCCUAAUAAUGACUUCGAUGAACCACCCAAUGGUCCAACCAAAGCAGUCGCUACAACAGAGAGCAACCCAAGUGAAGCAUCACCGGCGAUGAUCGCCUCUGAUUUUCCUCCUGAUGCUCCAGUUCCAAACAAAACAAUUGCUGCGACACAGAGCAAUCCAAGUGAAGUAUCACCUACGACGGCUGCUUCUGAUUUCCCUCCUGUCGCUGCAGUUCCAAGCAAAGCAAUGGCUACAACAGGGAGCGAUCCGAAUGAAUCAUCACCCGCGACGGCCGUUUCUGAUUUUCCUCCGGGCGCUCCCGCUCCAACCAAAACAAUGGCUGCAACAAAGAGCAAUCCAAUUGAACUAUCACCAACGACGGCCGCUUCUGAUUUCCUUCCUGACGCUCCAGUUCCAACCAAAGCAACUUCGGCGUCAACCAGCAGCAACAGAAGUGAACCAUCAAUUUCAUUGCACGCUUCGGGGCCACGACACAGUAGACAAGCCAAGAGCGUGGAGGAAGAAAGGAAUCAAGUGCAAAAUCAUCAAGUCCCAACUAGAACCAUUGCAACCUCGAACAGCAAUUCGAGUGAACUAUCACCUCACCCGAUGCGUCACGUCAAUACGACAGAGGAGGAAACUACUCCAGCAGCAGCAGUGCGAAAUCAUCAAAUUCCAAAAGAUGCAAUUGCUAGAUCCAACAACAGUGAAUUAUCACCACUGACUGCUUCUGGUCACCGUCGUGGUGCCAACAACAACAACAAGAUCAUGGAGGGCAGCGCUUCCGGGCGAAAUGACGAUCGACGAAUUCCAACAAAAUCAAUCAGUGCGGCGUCAAAUAGCGACAGUUCCGAGCUGUCACCAUUGACUUUCUCUGGCCACCCGAUGCGUCAAACUACGUCGAAACUUGAGGGAAAAAAUCCCAGUCUGUCACCAAUGAAUACCUCUGGCCGUCAAACUCCGGUGCGAAAUGAUACGGAAGCCGUUCUCGCCUCACCCAACAUGGACAGUCCCGAAUUGUCACCGCUGGCGCCCUUUUCGGGUCACGCGGUAGCCCCACGGCCCAGGAUCAACCGUGGACAAGAUAGAACACCGCCUCCUCCGGUCGCGCGGGUAAGGGGAAGAAGCAGGGCUGAUUCUGAAGACACGGACAAGCAUUUGUUUCAUGGGAUAAUGGAUGAUGACAACUCGUCUUGGUCCAAGGCGGAAGGAAGGGUCUUGGAAAUUCAGAUACCGGCAGGUCUAAUGGACAAUCCUCAGGAUUCGUUCUCCACGCUGGAUAGUGAAUCGCUGGCAGCUGAUUCGCUCAUGAGCAGUACCCGAUUCGAUUCCACACCGCAACAAGCAAUGUCGAAGAGGUCUUCUGACAUAUCGCCAGUCCCACCGAGGCGACAAGCACCCAGUCCGAAACUCGGCGAUGGGAAGGAGGAGGCAGAAGCUUCUGAUUUUAGCAGCAGUUACAAAAGAAGGGGCGGCCGCAAGCAACCUCUUGGAUCAGAAGAAGGUUCUCGUCAUCGACGACGAACUGAAGGAAUGCGGCGACGAUCACUGGAUCUUGCGUCAGUAUCGGAAAAGCACAAUCAGAGUUUCAACAUGGAUAAUUCAAUCCUGAGCACCUCUAUGCACAACAUGAGCACCUCUAUGCACAACGCUGCCUCGGGGAGGAGGGGCCAGAUGAGACGAGAUCUUUCCAUGUCAAGCUUUACCAAUCAUUCGAGGCGGAACUUGAUGAAACGGCAAACAAGUGUAUCCAGUUUCGCUAACAAUUCCCGGCGGAAUCUACUGUCACGUCAAAAUAGCAUGUCCAGCUCAAGGCGAAACCAGAUGUCUCGCACCUCGAGCAAGAGGUCUGUUGUGGACGAGUCCCCGAGUAUGCCAAAGCGGUAUUUGUCUGUUGAUGUCGAUCUUGAGAUGUCGAUAAGCUCCCUAACGAGCAAAGCAGAAGAAAGCAGACAAAGGAGGAUUGCCCGGGAUCAGUCUCCUAUGCGUCCGAGACGAACUCUCGAGAAGGUGGUGUCGCCUGGUGUGAAUAUCGAAGAUGAUGAAGACUCUAUGUCGGAAGGAUCUUUUGCAAAUGAUGCAGCGCCAAAUCAAUCAUUGCCGAUCGGGUCGUUGCCAAGCUCAAUGCGAAUUGUGGCGCCAGUACUAGAUGGGCCACCUAUGCGCGAUGUAUCGCCAAUGCGCCCGAGAAGAACCAUUAGCACGAAAAGGGUGCCAGUCUCUGCAGCCGUUCUUUUUGGUGAUGAAGAUGACAAGGCGUUAAUAUCCAAAGAAACUUCACCAAACAGUAUCAGUCCAAAGGACAAAAUCCCGGAACCUUUGACAUCCGCAGAGGAAGAGAUGGAAGAACCCGAAAAACCGAAAUCGACGCCUCCAACUUCGUCAAUAGCCGAAGAGAAGAAAGAAACUGAAAUGCCAAUUGUACUGGACUACAUACCACCACCACCGCCACUUCCCCGAAGAGGGGUACCAGUCGAGGAGCUAAGAGGCCGCAGCAAAACUACUGAGAUCAAAACAAGAGAACAAGCAGACGCCAGGAUUUCGCCUUUGCCCCAACCGUCAACGGAGAAGGAAGUGAAGAAUCUCAAGGCAUCGCCUUCACCAACUGAGAUUACCGCCAACACGGAAGACUCUGAAUAUAUACCAUCUGUCGACAAACAAUCUCCAGCGACGUCAACGUCCUCAUCAGUGUCAGAGGUGGGCACUGGAUUGCCUGUUCAAUCUUCAAAAGCCAUUAUUUCUCAGAAAUCCGAUGCGUCCAAUACGCUUGCUCCCGAGAAGGAAACCGCGGCGCCUUCACCUGACAUCGAACAGCCAAGAAUCGAACCUGGUUCGCUCUUGCGUUCCAGUACUCAUUCAGAUGCUUCGUUUUUAUCUUCAUCGUCCACUGCUCAGAAGCGAGCCCAAGCACAAGCCACUUUGGAGAGGCUGAACUCGAGAAUGAAUUCGACCUUUGGGGACGGAGUCAAAGCUCAAACCACAGCUGAUCUGAGAGACCAACAAGAAGCUUCCGCCGUACCUACCGUAGAAGGUAGGAGGUCAUCCUUGGAAGAAAAACGGCAAGAAGCGAAGGCUGCUCGUGAAAGACUACGACAACGCUUUAUCAAUGCUCGGGCUCGCGUACAAUCCCAACUACCUGUGUAA
This is a messenger RNA of Cylindrotheca closterium, 4089 nucleotides long. The record is from the annotation of a GenBank genome assembly. NCBI's taxonomy places the organism in Eukaryota, Bacillariophyta, Bacillariophyceae, Bacillariales, Bacillariaceae.